Messenger RNA from Seriola dumerili (greater amberjack), 1212 nucleotides. RefSeq names its product cell division cycle-associated protein 7-like. Gene Ontology annotation, cellular component: nucleus. The record is from RefSeq and is a predicted model, not a curated record. Gene Ontology annotation, biological process: regulation of DNA-templated transcription. Lineage: Eukaryota; Metazoa; Chordata; Actinopteri; Carangiformes; Carangidae. The coding region runs from base 1 to 1212 and encodes 403 amino acids. The transcript has 9 exons.
AUGGUCCCUCUGAGACCAGAGGGGUCGAGCAGGGAGUGUUCUGGGAAUGCAGGGGUUUUAGCUGAUGUUUUUGCGGAAGACUCUGAAAGUGAGAGAACAUUUUACGGCUUUUCUGACAGUGAACUCAGCGAUAAGAAUUCAAAUUUUGAAGAUGAAGCCCAGAGUGACCUUUCCACCGAGAAGCAGAAAGCCACAUCUAAGUCAUCUGCUGGCCCCCGGCCCUUCCGGCUGAGGGUGGCACUCCGCUCCACUCCCUCCACCACCAAGCAGUCCACUGAUGAGGAGGCAGAAGAGGAAGGAAAGAGGACAGAAAAGAGAGGGGCGAAGAAGUCAGGAAAGACCAGUCAGAGACGUGUUAGAUAUGAAGAUGCGGAGGCAGCCGUGGCUCGGCCAUCUCCUUCUGAAGAGCGGGGAUCUGAUUCAGCAGAGGAUGUGUCAGAUUCUUUCUUAACUAAGAGAGAGCAGAACAUCAAGGCUAACAAAGCAAUGCUGGCUCAGCUGAUGGCAGACCUGCAGAAAAUGCCAGGAGGUGCAGGGUUUCUGAAAAAACAAGCAGGCAAACAGAAGACAAAGGAGAAAAGCUCUCGUCCACCACGCUCUGGUGCAGCUGGAGGAGAGUCCAGGAGGAACCCAGAGCGGGCGUCCCGCAGACAGACCCGCUCGAUGGGGGGAUGUGAGGAUCCUUCAGCCCCCAAGGAAGAAGAACUUGAGGUCAGCUUGGAGGAGCUGCUGGAGGUGCGCCGAGCGCCGCAGCGCCGUGGCACCCCACGGCCUAAACAGUGCAAACCUCAUUUUAUCCGUCCUGUGGACGACAUCACAGAGGAUGAGCUCCAGCUCGUCGCAGACAACAUGACUGAUAAAGUCUACAACAGUGUCACAGGCUCCACAUGUCAUCAGUGCCGUCAGAAGACUGUUGACACCAAGACUUGCUGCCGCAGUGAGGAAUGUCGUGGGAUUCAGGGUCAGUUCUGUGGGCCGUGCCUGAGGAACAGAUACGGAGAGGACGUCAGGAAGGCGCUGCUCGAUCCGGAGUGGAAGUGCCCUCCCUGUCGAGGCAUUUGCAACUGCAGCUUCUGCCGCCAGCGUGAGGGCCGCUGCCCAACUGGCAUCCUGUUCCCCUUGGCUCAAUACCAUGGCUUCUCUGAUGUCCACUCCUACCUCAGCAGCCUCCGGAACAAACUGAAGAGUGAGGAUGAUGAUGUGGAGAUGUGA